Oryctolagus cuniculus (rabbit) is the source of this 3827-nucleotide messenger RNA. The record is from RefSeq and is a predicted model, not a curated record. Lineage: Eukaryota; Metazoa; Chordata; Mammalia; Lagomorpha; Leporidae.
UUGGUUUGAACAUUGUUGUGGUCAUCUAUUCGUGAGUAAUAAACCAUCUCAAAACAGUGGUUUCAAAUAAUGACAGUAAUUUGUUUUACUUAUGAAUCUGAGAUUUUACUUGGUUCGACUAGGCAGUUCUUGCUCAGGUUCCCUUCCGAAGUUAAACUCAGAUGGUGACUGGGUCAUCUCAAAGCUUCUUCAUACACAUGUCUGACAUUUGGGCUAGGAGUAUUGUAACAGCUGGGAGCUGGACAAAUAUAAUGGAAUACUGGGACCUCCCUUUGUGUGGUCUUCCAAUGUGGUGGCCUCAGGAUAGCUGGACUUCUAUUGAGGCUGGAGGCUCACUGAGCAAAUGUACCAAGAGAAACUGAUAGAAGCUACAUGGCCUUUUCUAACCUGUCCUCAGCAGUGGUGCAGCAUCAUCAAGCCAGUCACAAAGGCAUGCUCAGGUUCAGGGGCAGGACAGAGACCUCUGUUGGUAGGAGGAAGGUUGAAGACUUUAUGGGCAUAUUUUAACACUACCUCCUUGAGUUGGUUAAUGGGGUCAGGCAGCGUGAUAUGCCAUAAUUGAAGGAAUACCAGGUUGUGAUGGAAGGCGGAGAGUUUGAUUUCAGAGUGCCUCAGUUUGGGCUGUUUAUUCAACAAUACAAAUUGAGAUUGCAAAGAAUGUCUGAAUGUAUCCAGAUCUCAUUUGCUGUUUGUAGAAUUGGCAUUUACACGUGUUUUAGAGCACUGUGCUGCAAGGGACCCCCACCUGCACGCCCAGAAUAUGACCUGGUUUGCAUAGGCCUCACGGGUUCCGGCAAGACCAGUCUGCUGUCGAAGCUCUGCAGUGAAAGCGCCGAGAGUGUCGUGUCCACGACAGGUUUUAGCAUAAAAGCAGUGCCAUUCCAGAAUGCCAUCUUGAAUGUAAAAGAACUUGGAGGGGCUGAUAAUAUCCGGAAAUACUGGAGCCGCUACUACCAAGGAUCUCAAGGGGUAAUAUUCGUAUUAGAUAGCGCCUCUUCAGAGGAUGACUUAGAAACUGCCAGAAAUGAACUGCACUCAGCUCUCCAGCACCCGCAGUUAUGCACUUUACCAUUUUUAAUAUUGGCCAAUCAUCAAGACAAGCCAGCAGCUCGCUCAAUACAAGAGAUCAAAAAAUAUUUUGAACUUGAACCACUUGCACGUGGGAAACGCUGGAUUCUGCAGCCCUGCUCGCUGGAUGACGUGGAGGCGCUGAAGGACAGCUUCUCUCAGUUGAUAAAUUUGUUAGAAGACAAAGACCACGAGGCUCUACGAAUGUGAAACCCAGCAAAGAAAAGAGGUCCCCCAAAGGCCUGGAGCCUAUCACGUUAGCUUCUCAUUGGAAUUUCAUUUUGGUAUCAAGACUAUAAUGGCUUCUGUCUCUAUUUUUCUCUAGUUGUUUCAGACUUUCAUCUCUCUUUUCAAGUGAAUAUUCUGUAAAUCAGGUGAAUCGUCCUCAUCAGCAUUAAUGUCAAGUACACACUACUGAGAGAGAAUUUAUUCUCUGUUUACCACUAAUUAUCUUCGCCGCAUGUCUCUUCCUUCUGUUCUAAGCGUCUCUUCUAUCCUCUGUGCUAAAAUGAAUGGAAUCAUGGUUCGCAGAAAUCAGACCCCUGUAAGAGACUCAACAACUCUCACUUUCCCAGGGAAAGGAGUGGAGUCUUGUAUGACUGGGGCUUCAUGUAAUAUGCAUAUCGCUUUUAAGCUCUCUUAAAGUUUUUAUUUUAUUUUAUCGUAUUUUGGUUUUUAGGGUUUUUUUUUUUAUAUUGAUGUCAGGGACUAUAAGAGAAAACUGAGCACCAAAAACUUCCAUUAAUCAUCACAAAGGAAUAUCUGCCAUAGUAAAAUUAGCUUUGAAGAACAUAAAGGACAAGAUGUGUCCUUAAUUACGUCUGGAGUCUCACUCUUCUCUCUUAACAGAAAAGACAUGCUUUUACUUUUGGAGACAAAUUUAGGCACAAUGCAUUUGAUAAGUCCUGAAGUAUUUUUUUACUGCAUAAAUUCAAGCCUCAACAUGAUAUAAGUAUCUUUUUCUAAAAAUCAGUGUUUGAUCAAAAUAGAGAAAAUAAUUUUUAAAGUAAUACAGUUUUUAAAACGGGCAAACCAAGUAUGGCUUAUACUGGUGAAGGUUUUAGGCCGGUGUGGAUUUGAUGAAGGGCCCAAAAGAAUCAUGUGUGUACUCAUUCAGUAAGUAUUAAUGUAGUUGAAUGGAGUCUGUUGCCUCCGUCUAGUCAGUAAGGGUCUAUCAGUAUUUCUAUUAUUAACCUCUAUUUUCAGGGGUUCAAUGUGCCCUUAAAAAUGUGCUGGGACUGCAGCAAAUAAGUCUUUUCUGGUCUCAGAUGCAAUCUUUGGAACUCAUUUUUUGCCAAUUAAUUUAAAUGGUAAAAUGACCUAGAGAUAAAUGUACAGUUUUACUAAAAUUUAGAGCUUUUGACCUUUUCUAGAUCAGGAGUCAUCUGUGGAUCCUGAGAUUCGUAGAUGAAAUAUUUUUGGGCACAUUUGUAGAGUUGUGGCCACAAACAAUACCAAGUGGCCAAACCAGAGACAACCGCUCCCACACCUGAGCAAUAAAACAUGUUUGUAAUUUCUCAGUUGCAUCGACUGAUACCCACCUACCACAGACUCAUGCCGCAUUACAAGCUGAUGUCAUACCUUUAAUCCUUCAGAAGAUAUACUUGACAUCAUUGAAAUACAGUUUUUGUGGUUUCAUCUUGUAAGUGGAUUUUAAUGAAAUCAUUGCCUUUGAAACACCUAACACUUCUUUAAGCCUUUUUUUAAUAGUGUGGAUCAAAAGCAGAUCCACAGUGAUUCACACAUAAUUUCAUCCUGAGCAUCCUUGAGUAUUUUUUAGCACUGCAUAAUCUGUGAGCAGAACAAAACUUCUAUUCCAAUGACCAGUGACACAAUUCCUGAUUUUGUUUUGUCCCGUUGUGCUCAUCUUCCAUGCAGAAUCAGUGACGAUUAGGUCUGGCUUCCCCUGCAAGUUCAUUAAAUGUAGGAUGUUGUCUUUUUAAGAGACUGUGGCUAAGUGCUCCUAAGCCAUCUGUUAAAGGACUUCCCGUUGUCUGUGUGUGUGUGUGUGUGUGUGUGUGUGUGUGUUCUCAUGUGCGCGCCAGGGAUGGGCUUCCCCUCAGACCCAGGAUUGUCUGCAGCCGUCAGAAUGAAAACAUUAUCAAUCAGUACCCAACAACAGCUGUUUUUGACAAGUUUCUGUCUGACGCCUAAUGCUUUACAACUGUCAAUAAGACUCCUUCUUUGUCUAGCAGGUCGGAGCUCGCCUGCUUGCUGCUUCCGUGUGGCAUCCUGUCCUUGUAACCCUAGAAUUUGUCAUGUUUUGGAAAUCUACGGAUGGGGGUGGGGGGUGGGGGAUGGGGACAGGGGCCUGGAUGGGUGCGGGUAGAUGGGUGGGGGGGAGUGGGGGGGAGUGGCUGUCAUCUUCCUACUUUCUCGAGUGAAGUGCCACAGGUGUCUUAGUUUGCAUAUUCAAAUAUUAUAUAGGAAAAACAGUCUGUUAUGUAUUUCUUCACUUAGCUUCUUGUUAUAUUUAUGGAAGUUACCAGUUUUUGUACCUUCUUAGCUAAAGCAGUUGCCUUUUUUAUAAUGGCAAUUAAUUUAUAUAAAACUUUGUAUCUACUGUAGUUUACAGUAAUGGUUGCUAAUUAACUGCCAUAUUGCCCUGUCUUUCUAAUAAAAAGAAAAUCUAUUGUAUCUAUACUUAGAGGUUAACAGAGUCAUGUGGACAUUUGCCAGAGAAGAAGAAUCCAUACUGUCCCUGAUUUGUAUAUGAUUUCCACUAUCUCCAAAUGAAAAUAAACACUGAGUAGAAUGGA